Messenger RNA from Prosopis cineraria, 1104 nucleotides. Its product is annotated as chloroplastic group IIB intron splicing facilitator CRS2-B, chloroplastic-like. The transcript has 9 exons. The record is from RefSeq and is a predicted model, not a curated record. Gene Ontology annotation, molecular function: peptidyl-tRNA hydrolase activity. NCBI's taxonomy places the organism in Eukaryota, Viridiplantae, Streptophyta, Magnoliopsida, Fabales, Fabaceae. Bases 194 to 988 code for a protein of 264 amino acids.
AAGUGGGAAGUUCAUAGCACUUCCGAAUUCCGAUUUUGCGAUAGCAGAUUUUUUUUCCUGUGCUUCUGAUUUAUGAACUUCCUCUGACGCCGGAGUCCCAAUUUCUCAGACUUGCUUAUCGUUCUACGAAAGAGUCCAGGAACGCUAAGGAAGCUUCAGAAGCUACAAAUCUUGCAUUUUCCUUACCAGGUCAAUGUUGUAUGCAGCAUCUGCCCCAAGCUCUUGUGUAACCUAUCCUGGCAAACUGCAUUAUCCUCGCUACAUAAGAAAACAUUCAGUUGCAACAAGGUGUUCAGUUCCUUCCUCAUUGCUGGAAAAUAACAAUGGAGCUAAAGUGGAAUAUACUCCUUGGCUCAUUGUUGGCUUGGGUAACCCUGGAAAUAAAUACCAUGGCACAAGGCACAAUGUUGGAUUUGAAAUGAUUGACAGAAUUUCUCAGGCAGAAGGGGUUUUGAUGAACACAAUUCAAUCAAAAGCCUUGAUUGGAAUAGGUUCAAUUGGAGAAGUACCAAUUUUGUUGGCAAAGCCUCAAGCAUACAUGAAUUUUAGUGGGGAAUCGGUUAAUUUGUUUUGUUCCCCUGACGUAAUCUUCAUUGUCCUGUACUUAAAGGUCGGACCACUUGCUGCAUAUUAUAAAGUACCCUUGCGCCAUAUUUUACUAGUUUAUGACGAGAUGAGCCUUCCAAAUGGUAUUUUAAGGCUUCAACCUAAAGCAGGACAUGGCCAUCACAAUGGAGUUAAGAAUGUAAUGGACCAUUUGGAGGGCUCUCGUGCAUUCCCUCGUCUUUGCAUCGGAAUUGGAAAUCCCCCUGGGACUAUGGAUAUGAAAGCUUAUCUUCUACAGAAGUUUAGUUCAGUUGAGCGUAAACAGAUUGAUGAUGCAUUGGACCAAGGAGUUGAAGCCGUAAGAACCUUAGUUUUCAACGGCUUUAAUCAGCAUGUCAAUAGAUUCAAUCUGAGGCAGAAGUAUAAGUACCAUAAAGUCUAAAUUUUUCUCAAAUAUUUAGUUGAAAUCACUUAUCAAAUGCAUAAUCCAUCAUUUUCGUUGCAUCCUUCUUGUAUAACCUGAUAGUUUUAUCAUUCAGAAUCAAUGUUCUGGCAGCA